UCCUGGUCCUGGUCCUGACGACCCCCAGUCCCAAAAGCAGUCCAGACCCCAGACCCUGCCGCCUGAUCCGACUACGAUCGAGACCCCGCCCGUCCCCGCCGCUGCCACGGCACCGGCUGAGUCGAACCCCUACGUCGCUCGCUCCCCCGCGGCGAACUCCUCCUCCUCCUCCUCGAAAAGUACGACGGAGACGGUGAAGAACGUGCUUAAGAGAUGGGGGAAGAAGGUCGGGGAGUCGGCGAAGAAAGCUGAGGAUUUCUCCAGAAAUACAUGGCAGCACCUGAACACUGGACCCAGUUUUGUUGAAGCUACCAUGGGAAGGAUUGCUCAGGGUACCAAAGUGAUUGCAGAAGGUGGUUAUGAUAAGAUAUUUCGACAAACUUUUGACACACUUCCUGAAGAGCAACUUAAGAAAUCCUAUGCGUGCUAUCUGUCAACAUCUGCUGGUCCUGUUAUGGGAGUUCUUUAUCUCUCCACAGCAAAACUUGCAUUUUGCAGUGACAAUCCUCUUUCCUACAAAGUCGGGGAUCAGACUGAAUGGAGUUAUUAUAAGGUUGUUAUUCCUUUGAAUCAGCUCAAAGCAGCUAAUCCUUCGGUCAGCAAAAUGAAAUCUGCAGAAAAAUAUAUUCAGGUUGUUUCCAUAGACAACCAUGAGUUUUGGUUCAUGGGAUUUGUGAGCUAUGAUGCCGCUAUCAAGAAUCUACAGGAAGCUUUUCGUGAUGCACAGGAGUCUCAACCAUAAUAAUGGUGGCUUCAAGCUUGAGGCCAUUUAAAAGCUUUACGAGGGACAGCUUGGCGUUCCGAGGACACUUGCCAGAUGAUCUGGAAUGUUUGGUCUCCAUCUAUCCAAUAUCUUGGGGAACAACAGUAUAAUUCUUUUAAUUUCAGAUGAUUUAAGUUGCCUUUAUGGGUGUGUGUUUGUCACUUGGCGUAAGUUCUUGUGUUCAUGAACUGCCCAUGUUUAGUUUUUGCAUGGAUUUGGUUAAAUUAUCACAGUUUUAGUAAAGCUCUAUAAGUUGUGUCAUUAUCAGAUGACCUUAUAAGUUUCAUUGUAUCAUAUGACAGAAGAGCUAUUAAACUGCCCAUGUCCUCUGGAAGGUCAGUGCCAGGGCCCAAGAACUCGUUCUGGUGAUGAUGUAUUAUCAUGAACUGGGUGCGGGUAUAUUUCUGGACUGGUGAAAUUAUAUUUGCACUUUAAAUUGG
Messenger RNA from Musa acuminata subsp. malaccensis (wild Malaysian banana), 1203 nucleotides. RefSeq names its product GEM-like protein 1. The record is from RefSeq and is a predicted model, not a curated record. NCBI's taxonomy places the organism in Eukaryota, Viridiplantae, Streptophyta, Magnoliopsida, Zingiberales, Musaceae.